GACAGAAGGGGCUUUCCUUUCGAGGCGCAGCACCAGUAGAGCUGAGGGGUGGUCCUCACAAGGUCGAGUUUACUCGCAGUGCAGUGACACCGCUAGCUCCGCCUAACAAUGCCCGCGCCUUCAGUGAUCAGCAAUUCUCGGAGCAAGAAGCGGAAGAAGCCAAAGCCUGAAGCAGCUAGCGUUGAUGGGGAGGGUGGUGCAACGUCCAACAAGCUGCAGAAGCUCAACAAGGAUACAGCCGAGGCUGGAGGAAGCCCGGUGAAUGCGUUUUUGCGAGCGUGGGCUUGGAAACGGGAGCCACUUCCCGAUCGAUACAAGUACGACCUGCCGUAUGUACAUAAGUUCGUCUCGGGGGGUCAAGAAGGCAGCCUGACUAUCCAGCAGAAGCGUUUCAAAGAGACGGGCUUUGCAUCUACAGUGUGGGACAGCUCAAUCGUCCUGGCCAAGUACCUGGAGCGGUGGCAAGAGGCCUUGGUGCGCGGCAAGAGGUGCAUCGAGCUGGGCGCCGGCUGCGGCCUCGUAGGCAUUUGUGCUGCACGGUUCGGUGCGGGCUCCGUUGUGCUCACCGACCUCCCGGGAAAUCUGUCGCUUCUGGAGCGCAACCGCUCGGGAAAUAGUACGCAAGAUACACAAGUUUCAGAGCUCGUCUGGGGGGCCGAUGUGGCGCAUCUAGAAGCUCCCUUUGAUGUUGUGUUUGCAACUGACGUAAUCUACGAUGGAAGUGUGAUACAUCAGUUGGUCGCUACGUUGAUCAAGCUGUCAAACGAGCGGACGCGCAUUUUGAUAGCUUAUGGUCGAAAUAGGUGGGCUGAAAAAGAAUUCAUGGAUGCAAUUCAACUAGACUUUGACGUGGUAGAGGUCGGCAGGGAGCUCUUAGACAGCGUCUAUGCUUGCGACGAUGUUAAGAUGCUGAGCUUAACACGUCUAGCGCGACGGACGCCAACUUGAUCGGAAAGACGUGUCUUGAUGGCAAUUCGUAGGAAAGCAUUAGGCAGCCGGUUACGAAUCACGGGCGACUUGCCACGAAAUGGCCG
Messenger RNA from Klebsormidium nitens, 1034 nucleotides. NCBI's taxonomy places the organism in Eukaryota, Viridiplantae, Streptophyta, Klebsormidiophyceae, Klebsormidiales, Klebsormidiaceae. The record is from the annotation of a GenBank genome assembly.